GAUCUGUGUAUUGGUAUUUCGUAUUGCUGAAUUAUGUAAAGGAUGAAGAUUUGGCAGGAUGUAGUACGACUUGUGCGUCAUUGCUGACUGCUGUAUCCCGACAGCUGCAGGAUCGCCUCACGCCUAUGGAAGCAUUACUUCAAACAAGAUAUGGAUUAUAUAGUUCGCCUUUUGAUCCAGUUCUGUUUGAUUUGGAAAUAAGUGGCUCUUCUUGUAAAAAUGUGUACAACAGCAGCAUUGGAGUACAGUCAGAUGAAAUAGAUUUGUCUGACGUUCUAUCAGGAAAUGGGAAAAUAAGUAGCUGUGCAGCUGCUGAAGGUAGUUUUACUUCACUUACUGGACUUCUGGAAGUUGAGCCUCUGCACUUUACCUGUGUUUCAACAAGUGAUGGAACUAGAAUAGAAAGGGACGAUGCAAUGAGUACCUUUGGGGUUACCCCAGCAGUUGGUGGCCUCUCUUCGGGAACGGUUGGGGAAGCCUCGACAGCACUGAGUUCAGCAGCCCAGGUAGCUUUGCAGUCUCUCUCUCAUGCAAUGGCCUCAGCCGAGCAACAGCUCCAGGUGCUGCAAGAGAAACAGCAGCAGCUUUUGAAGCUUCAGCAACAGAAAGCUAAGCUGGAAGCAAAACUGCAUCAGACAACAGCAGCGGCGGCAGCUGCAGCAUCAGCAGUUGGUCCUGUUCACAACUCUGUGCCUUCUAAUCCAGUAGCAGCCCCAGGGUUCUUCAUCCAUCCUUCAGAUGUCAUUCCACCCACACCAAAAACAACUCCUCUCUUCAUGACUCCACCUUUGACUCCACCUAAUGAGGCAGUUUCUGCUGUCAUUAAUGCAGAGCUUGCUCAGCUUUUCCCUGGCUCAGUCAUUGAUCCCCCAACAGUUAACCUUGCAGCGCAUAACAAAAACACAAGCAAGUCUAGAACGAAUCCACUUGGAUCUGGUCUUGCUCUUGCAAUAUCUCACGCCUCACAUUUUCUUCAGCCUCCGCCUCAUCAGUCAAUUAUUAUAGAGCGAAUGCACUCAGGAGCAAGAAGAUUUGUGACCUUAGAUUUUGGAAGACCUAUAUUGCUAACAGACGUCUUGAUUCCCACUUGUGGAGAUUUGGCUUCUUUGUCAAUUGACAUCUGGACUUUAGGAGAAGAAGUGGAUGGAAGGCGGCUGGUAGUGGCUACUGACAUUAGCACACAUUCACUUAUUUUACAUGACUUGUUGCCACCCCCAGUUUGCAGGUUUAUGAAGAUCACUGUUAUCGGUCGGUAUGGUAGCACAAAUGCCAGAGCAAAAAUCCCAUUAGGAUUUUAUUAUGGCCAUACCUAUAUCUUACCCUUUGAAAAUGAGCUGAAACUGAUGCACGAUCCCCUCAGAGGAGAAGGUGAAGCUGCAAAUCAGCCAGAAGUUGACCAACAUUUGGCAAUGAUGGUUGCGUUGCAAGAAGACAUACAGUGCAGGUACAACUUGGCCUGUCAUCGGUUAGAAAUCCUUCUGCAGAGUAUUGACCUGCCACCACUCAAUAGUGCUAACAAUGCCCAGUACUUUUUACGGAAGCCAGACAAGGCAGUAGAGGAAGAUAGCAGAGUAUUUUCUGCUUACCAGGACUGCAUUCAGCUACAGCUUCAACUCAACUUGGCUCACCAUGCUGUUCAGAGGCUCAAAGUAGCUUUAGGUGCAAGCAGGAAAACACUGAAGGAGCAGUCUGAUCCCAAAGAGUUGAUUCAGAUGUCAUCCACAGAACAGUUACGCACCAUCAUUAGAUACUUACUGGAUACUUUGCUUAGUUUGCUUCAUUCUUCCAAUGGACACUCUGUUCCUGUGGUUCUGCAAAGUACUUUUCAUGCUCAGGCUUGUGAAGAAUUAUUUAAACACCUGUGUAUCAGUGGAACCCCAAAGAUCCGAUUGCACACUGGCCUUCUGCUUGUUCAGCUCUGUGGCGGAGAAAGGUGGUGGGGUCAGUUUCUGUCAAAUGUACUGCAGGAAUUGUACAAUUCAGAGCAACUUCUCAUAUUUCCACAAGACAGGGUCUUCAUGUUGCUUUCUUGCAUUGGCCAAAGAUCGCUUAGCAACAGUGGUGUUUUAGAAAGUUUACUUAAUCUCCUGGAUAACCUGCUGUCACCACUGCAACCUCAUUUGCCUGUGCACAGAAGAACUGAAGGAGUUUUAGACAUUCCCAUGAUCAGCUGGGUUGUAAUGCUGGUGUCCAGACUACUGGAUUACGUAGCUACUGUCGAAGACGAAGCAGCCACAGCCAAGAAACCUCUGAAUGGAAAAGAGAGGGAACGAUUUUUGACAGGUAUGUAA
Molecule: messenger RNA, 2291 nt
Organism: Leptosomus discolor (cuckoo roller)
Lineage: Eukaryota; Metazoa; Chordata; Aves; Leptosomiformes; Leptosomidae
Source: RefSeq, a predicted model, not a curated record